AUGCCUUCAUCACCGGAGAACACAGUCGCCUUCAUUGGCAUUGGCGUGAUGGGGUACCCGAUGGCAAAGAAUUUACGGAAGGGUCUGGACGCUACCACGACUCUACUUAUCUCUGACAUCAGCGAGGAAGCUCUGGAACGCUUUCAAACCGAGACGGCUGGCAAAGGGCCCGUCGAAAUCGUCAAAAACGGCUUCGAGGCGGCAAAGGCAGCUAACACCGUCAUUACCAUGCUUCCGGGCUCAGAGGUGGUCAAGGCAGUCUACCUGGACCCCCAAACCGGCAUUCUUGCCGGCGCAACAUCAUCAGCACCGACACCAGGAGGAAAGCUCAUCAUGGAAUGCGGCACGAUCGAGACCGAGACCAUCAAUACAGUAGCCAAGGCGGCCCAGGAGGCCAGCAGCGCCUCCACGCCGGUCACUUUCGUCGACGCGCCCGUCUCGGGUGGGCCCAUGGGCGCCGCCGCAGGCACGCUGACCUUCAUGGUGGGCUGCGAACCGGCCGCGUCCAUGACUGCAUUCCCAGCAGCAAAGUCAUACCUUCAGCACAUGGGCAGCGCGGAUGGUAUCUUCCUGUGCGGUGACGUCGGGGCGGGUACGGCAUUCAAGGUGAUCAACAACUAUCUGAGCGCGAUCACGUCGCUGGCUGCGUCUGAGGCACUCAACAUCGGGGUCAAGGCAGGUUUGGACCCAUCUCUGCUGACCGAGGUGAUCAAUGCCAGUGGCGGGCAGUGCUGGGUGACGAGCAAGAGCAACCCCGUUCCCGGGGUGCAGGAGGGUGUGCCCAGCAGCCGGGGCUACGAGGGCGGGUUCCGCAUCGAGCUCUGCGCGAAAGUUCUAGCCAUGGGCUCGCGCCUGGCUGAGAUGGUCGGGGCGCGCACGGUGUUGGACAAGCCGACUUUGGAGGCGUUUGAGGAGGCGAUGAAGGAUUCGAGAUACCAGGGAAAGGAUGCGAGAGUGGUCUAUAAGUGGUUGAAUGAGAGUAAGAAGUAG
This is a messenger RNA of Diaporthe amygdali, 990 nucleotides long. RefSeq lists its product as uncharacterized. The transcript is spliced from 3 exons. Gene Ontology annotation, molecular function: NAD binding; 3-hydroxyisobutyrate dehydrogenase activity; NADP binding. NCBI's taxonomy places the organism in Eukaryota, Fungi, Ascomycota, Sordariomycetes, Diaporthales, Diaporthaceae. The record is from RefSeq and is a predicted model, not a curated record. Gene Ontology annotation, cellular component: mitochondrion. Gene Ontology annotation, biological process: L-valine catabolic process. The coding region runs from base 1 to 990 and encodes 329 amino acids.